Molecule: messenger RNA, 948 nt
Organism: Papaver somniferum (opium poppy)
Lineage: Eukaryota; Viridiplantae; Streptophyta; Magnoliopsida; Ranunculales; Papaveraceae
Product: pre-mRNA-processing factor 39-like
Exons: 9
Coding region: 1-948 (315 amino acids)
Biological process (GO): mRNA 5'-splice site recognition; RNA processing
Cellular component (GO): U1 snRNP; U2-type prespliceosome; commitment complex
Molecular function (GO): protein binding
Source: RefSeq, a predicted model, not a curated record
AUGAAGGAAAGUGCUGUGGGUUGUCAUAUGCUGCUGUUCGAAAGGGGUCUUCAUCAUGUCGGGACCGAUUAUAUGUCGUUUCUUCUAUGGAAUGAGUAUAUCAAGUUCGAAGAGUCGCUGAAUAAAAGGGGUCGCGUUGCUGUGAUUUUGAAGAAAGUUCUCGCAGUUCCAAUUAAGUAUCGUAGUUUCUUUCUCAAGAGAUUCGCAUGGACUCGAAUGACGCUUACGGAAGCAGAGUCGAAUAAGUUUGAGAAAGCGGAAAAAUUUGUUCAAAGGAUCCUUCGGUUUGAAGAAGCCAUUUGGACCCCUUACUUCCAUUUGUCCCACCCUGAUGAGUCGGAGCUUGCAGCUUGGCGAAAGUAUCUAGACUUUAUAGAAACAGAAGGUGACUUUGAAAAGGUCAUUUUAUUAUACGAAAGAUGCUUAGUUGCAUGCGCCAACUAUCCUGAGUUCUGGAUUCGGUAUGUCAAUUUCUUGGAAAAUGGAGGAAGGAGGGAUACUGCAUAUGAUGCUCUUGAGCGUGUUACUCUAAUCUACGCAAAGAGAGAGCCAUAUAUUCAUCUAUUUCGCGCUAGAUUCUAUGAGAAGAAUUUGCAUUUCUCGAAAGCUCGUGCUGCCUAUCAACUUUUGCAUUCUGAAAUCUUGCCGGGUCAUCCUGAAGCACUAGUUGAUCAUGCCAGAUUUGAACUCCGGCAGGGUAAUGUGAAAGAGGCUUUUUCUUUAUUAGAGAAGGCCAUUCCUGCUGGGAUAAGGGAAGAGCAGGCACAAAAAGUGUUCCAUUCUUUGAUUGCUGACGAGUAUGAAAAAUCAACAAAAAGGGUCGCCGAAUCUCCUCCUUCGAGUAAAGCCAAACGCGCCAAAUUGGAAGUAGAGAACGGAGAUUUGAGGUCAUCUGUCAGUGAUAAUUCUUCAGUUGCUACUGAAAAUCGAGUUCUUUUGUUGAACUAG